CGACCGGUUGGGGCGGGGCGGGAGGCGGAGGUGCCGCGUAGGCCGAGGAGGCCGGGCUGCCCGGCCGGGAGCUCGAGCCCCAUGCGCGGCCGCCAACCCCCGCGAUGCUCCCCUCCCGGAGGAAGGCGGCGCAGCUGCCCUGGGAGGACGGCAGGUGGGAUAGUUCCCCAUGUCCACGUCCCCGGUCUCCACCCCACCCCCAGAAAGAGCUCAGAGGGAGAAUCAGUAGAGACUCCAACCUUCCCAGGCCACUGGCAGGAUUGGGUUCUGCUCCCCAUCGGAAACCCCCACCUCAGGACAAUGGGGGGUCCAGGCUGCUUCCCAGCAGCCUUCCCCGGAAAUGCUCCGUCUUCCACCUCUUCGUUGCCUGUCUCUUACUGGGCUUCCUCUCCCUGCUCUGGCUGCAGCUCAGCUGCUCCGGUGACGUGGCCUGGGCAGCCAGGAAACAAGGGCAGGAGACCCCAGGUCCACCCCGGGCCUGUCCCCCAGAGCCGCCCCCUGAGCACUGGGAAGAAGAUCGGUCAUGGGGCCCCCACCGCCUGGCAGUGCUGGUGCCCUUCCGGGAACGCUUUGAGGAGCUCCUGGUCUUUGUGCCCCACAUGCAUCGCUUCCUGAUCAGGAAGAAGAUCCCACACCACAUCUACGUGCUCAACCAGGUGGAUCAUUUCAGGUUCAACCGGGCGGCACUCAUCAAUGUGGGCUUCCUGGAGAGCAGCAACAGCACAGACUACAUCGCCAUGCACGACGUGGACCUGCUCCCUCUCAACGAGGAGCUGGACUAUGGCUUCCCUGAGGCGGGGCCCUUCCAUGUGGCCUCCCCAGAGCUCCACCCCAUCUACCACUACAAGACCUAUGUCGGCGGCAUCCUGCUGCUCUCCAAGCAGCACUACCAGCUGUGCAACGGGAUGUCCAACCGCUUCUGGGGCUGGGGCCGUGAGGACGAUGAAUUCUACCGGCGCAUCAAGAGAGCUGGGCUCCAGCUAUUCCGCCCCUCGGGAAUCACAACUGGAUACAAGACAUUUCACCACCUGCAUGACCCAGCCUGGCGGAAGAGGGACCAGAAGCGCAUUGCAGCUCAAAAACAGGAACAAUUCAAGGUGGACCGGGAGGGAGGUCUGAACACUGUGAAGUACCGCGUGGAUGCUCGUACAGCCCUGUCUGUGGGUGGGGCCCCGUGCACUGUUCUCAACAUCAUGUUGGACUGUGACAAGGCUGCUACCCCCUGGUGCACACUUGGCUGAGUUAGUUGGACAGUAAGGAGGCUUGUACCUACAGGCCACAUUGCUACUCAAGCCCUGGACAAAGCCUCAGGCCCUGGGCCCAGCUCCAAUAGGACGUGGAGCAUUCUGAAGCAGUGGACAGCAGGCUACGUGUUUGCAGCAGCCUGGCCCCCAGAGGGAGCCUGAGCCAGGACAGAACACACAGGAUGUCUGGGAUGCUGCUAGCAAUAAACAGUGAUGGAGAGAGGCUGGGAUGUGGCUCCCAACUGGGACUCUGCCCUGCCUUUGCUUGCCCUGCUCUGCCCUCCUUUGCAUGCUGGGACCUGAAGGCUUUUGUUCCUUCCCCCUGGACCGCCUCAUGCAGAGGUAUGGUUUAGAGGCCAUGCUGCUGAUCUGAGUGGCUAGGGCCAUUGGGAGGCUUAAAGUGCAGGACCCAGAGAGCAAGCCCCACAGAAAGGGCAUGACUGAGAGCAGCUCCAGCAGGGUGUCACCAUGUAGGAAAGAGGGCCUGUGUUGCCAGAUCUGAUUUUUUAAAAGAAAGUAGAAGUCUGGAUUCUUAAGUAAAAUUGGUUAAUUAUUAAAUGAUAGCAACUAAUUGAAACUUAAAGAAAGUAUGGCAAUCCAAACAAAAUGUGAUGUGAACCACCAGUUUGCCACCUAUGGCUGAGGGGAAGGGAAUAGGAGAAAAGAUGACAUCUCUCUUUGCUACAAGCUGGCAAGGAGUUGGGUUAGGGCAGGGAUGGCAAGACUAGGGGAAGCUCAGGUGGGAGAGAAGCCAGAGGCACAAGGUUCCUGUACCGCCCACAGCCCUCUAGGCUUUGUUGCCCUCGGGGCAGUGUGACCACCGCCAGGCUCUAGCGAGCUCAUACUCUGGGAAGGGGACUGCACUGCCUCACUAAGACGGACAGAUUCAGAGGACUGGACUCAGGGUAGGCAGGAUGUGUCGGCAGUGGCUCAGUCAUGGCUUGAGGGAAUAAGGGAAUGAGGGCCGUGUUUCUGACGCCGGAGUAAGAAGAUGAGAAGUGGGAGAAUCCCUGGGGUUCCCACAGCACAAGCAAUCACACAAUGCCAAGGAGAGGUGAAGGAGGGGAGCUCAGGAGACUGGAAUUGGGGAGUGAUCUUGGAGGGGAGCCUGGGGCCAGGGAGAGAGUGGGAGGCCAGGAGCCCUGCAAAGUAGAUCACUUCUUUAAGGUGUCUGGCUGCCAAAGGUUGGCAGCAGAAGUCCGAGGAGAUGGAGGACAGUUAAGGCUGGUUUAACAAUAAAUAGGACACCUGAAAUACUAAAGACUCCUCCUCUGAGCUGCUGUGUGCAGUUGUGUGGGUUGUGCACUGUACAACCUAAGCAUAAGCGAAGAGACUUGAGCAAAGAUGAGCAGAGUGAAGCUUCGGGCUCCAUGUAACUGUUCAGAUGUAUAAUAGAGGGUCCUUGUGAUCCUAAAUUGGUCUUACCCAGUGAUUUAGCCCCACAGAGGGACAAACAGGCUGCAAUUACAGUACAAGGGUAGUGGGCAGGACUUUCUCAACUUGAGAUCCAGGAGAGGGGAAUGGCGUGUUUUCUGUAUGUCAGUCUCCCGGGCAACCCUGGCUAAAUCAUCUUGUACUUAAGUAACAUGGAGGCAAAACUCCAGCCUCCUAGAGCUGGUGGGAAUGGAUGUGAUAUCAUAGCCCUCAGCUCUGUACUCAUCUGGCACAGCAAGACCU
Molecule: messenger RNA, 2921 nt
Organism: Pipistrellus kuhlii (Kuhl's pipistrelle)
Lineage: Eukaryota; Metazoa; Chordata; Mammalia; Chiroptera; Vespertilionidae
Gene: B4GALT7
Product: beta-1,4-galactosyltransferase 7
Exons: 8
Coding region: 105-1241 (378 amino acids)
Biological process (GO): proteoglycan biosynthetic process; carbohydrate metabolic process
Molecular function (GO): xylosylprotein 4-beta-galactosyltransferase activity
Source: RefSeq, a predicted model, not a curated record